GUACUGUCCCUUUAAAUGUUAAAAAAAAAAGAAAGGAAAGGGUUCAGGACAUGCGCGCUCCGUCCAGCAGAGAAUGUUGCAGUGUGAAGCUGCCAGGACGAAGACUGUCGAGCCAGAGGAAGUUAAUGUCAGGACGGCAGGAAAACAUGAAUGUAGUUUAACAACACUGAGAGUUAUUUCAGCUGGAAACAUCUGCAAGUGAAGAUGAAUGAGGACGCGUUCGAGGUCCCGGAGAGGACCGAGUACCGCUACCUGGUGCAGGAGGAGGACGAGGAGGAGGUGCAGUACGUCCGCCACAGACACUACAUCAGCCCCUUCCUGGUGCUCUCCAGGCGCUGCAUCUUCCUCAUCUGCCUCGGCGUGCUCGCUCUGCUCGCUCUCGCCACCUACCUGGGCUACGUGGCUCAGACGCUGCCGCCGGGCCUCGCCCAGGUGUCCAUCGUCGGCUGUGGAGAGUAUCGAGGAAGACACAAAAAUGGAGCCUACUCCUUUAAGGGCAUGCCCUACGCUGCUCCGCCAGUCGGUAACCUGCGUUGGGCUCCUCCGGCUGAACCGACGUGCAGGAAAGGGAUAACCGACGCCGGCCGCUUCCGCAGCGUGUGCCCUCAGGUGCAGCCGAUGUCGAGUACGGGGAAGAUGAUGGGCCAAGAGGACUGCCUCUUCAUCAACGUGUGGACGCCCACGCUGCAGGUCGACGCCAAGCUGCCCGUCAUGGUCUGGAUCCACGGAGGCUACCUGCAAAUGCUCAGUGGAGGAGAGCGGGGCUACUCGCCCACAGAGCAGCUGGCUGCUGACACCAGGAUGGUUUACGUCAGCUUCAACUACAGACUCAACGCCUUCGGCUUCCUGGCGCUGGAGAUGUUGAGAGAAGGUUCUCCAAAAAACACGUCAGGGAACUAUGGCUUCAUGGACCAGAUUGCAGCUCUGAAGUGGGUCCAGAGGAACAUCCACGUGUUCGGAGGAGAUCCAGGGAAAGUCACCAUAUUCGGGCAGAGUUCAGGCGGGACCUCAGUGUGGACCCUGAUGAUGUCCCCGCUGGCGAAGGAUCUCUUCCACGCGGCGGUGGACAUGAGCGGCUCGUAUGUCUACAACGCGACGCUGGAACAGGCCGAGACCGACAACCUGGUCUUCCUGAAGAAGACGGGCUGCAAAGACCGGACGUGCCUCCGAGGUCUCAGCGUCAAACAGAUCCUGCAGGCGAUCCCGUGGCAGCAGUACCCGUCCUGGGCAGCGGAUGAGAUGACUGAUCUGCCCAUUAAAGGACGCUUCAUCGGCCCGGUCGCGGUGGUGGACGGAUACAUCCUGGAAGCUCCUCCGUUUGAGGUGUGGGAGAAGAAAGGAGUCUACAAUGACGUUCCUUUCCUCGUCGGGACGACGGAGCAGGAGGCGGACUUCAGCCCUCUGGCUGAAAACAUCUCCAUGUGGACCUGGGGGGACUACAAGUGGUUUGUAACAGAGAAACUUAAGUCCUUCAGCAUGAAUCUCUCCAACGAUGCGUUGAAGCUGUAUCCGAGCUCCGACUUCUGCCCUACCAAAGACCGCUGUCCAGAGAGGGCCUACACCACCAUGGUGUCCGACAUCAGAGUCACCUGUCCCAACAACGACCUGGCCUGGAGGGCUGCAGCGGCUCUCCAAAGUCCUGUGUAUCGAUACUUGGUGACACACACACCAUCCGGACCGGUCGACACGUCCGCCGGUAUGCUGCCGUUCCCCAGCCGCUUCUCCUUCCACUGCCUGGACGCCGUGGCUUUCUUCGGAGGGCUGGAGUUCCUCCUGGGGAAGCCGCUCUCUCCUAAGGACAAGAACUUCCAGGAUCUCAUCACUCGCCACCUCGUCCACUUUGCCAAAACAGGUAAGAUGGAGGACAAGUGGCCAGAGUACCCAGCAGCCACUGCUCUCCUGUCCGACAGUCUGUCGGUGGCCCAGAACUACUCGUCUGAACGCUGUCAGCUGUUCAAGAAGAACGGCUUGUACGCCUACGCCUGGAUGAACUGACCACACACCGCAACGUUUAUCUGACCACUGAAUUCAUCUUUAGAGCCGCUACUUUGUUUCACCGAGGAGAUCUCACAUAACCAGACCUGCGUCUCAUCCAGCUCAGAGAUCUGGGGUAAAAAUGGAAGAUCUUACCAAAACAAAAAAAUGAAGAUAAUAAGGUGUGAAUAAUCUUGCAGCAGCUAUUUGAUUGGCUGUGAGUUUAAAAACCACAACGUAACCGAAAGUUCUCAGUUAAUCUUAUUCUUUUGAAAUAACAACAGUCCAGUUUGUUUGAAUAUCUCAAAACCUUCAUGAACUUAAAGGGAAAGUUCUCUGAUUCCAGCUUCUCAAAUGUGAAUAUUUUCUGGUUUCUUUAGCCUUCUGUAACAAAACAAGACAUUUUAG
Thunnus maccoyii (southern bluefin tuna) is the source of this 2382-nucleotide messenger RNA. Its product is annotated as para-nitrobenzyl esterase. NCBI's taxonomy places the organism in Eukaryota, Metazoa, Chordata, Actinopteri, Scombriformes, Scombridae. Bases 205 to 1995 code for a protein of 596 amino acids. The record is from RefSeq and is a predicted model, not a curated record. The transcript has 11 exons.